UUUCGUGUGGUUUUAGCACGGGACACUGUUUAUUUUUAGGCAGGUAGUCGGGCGGCUGUGUCCCUUUUCAGAGAAAGAAUAAAUACGAUACAGAAAAAAAGGACAACGUCUUUCAAGGUUGAAAUCCCUUUGGGGAAAAAGGGUCAGCCAAGAUGGCGAUGAAUUCGGGUGUAAAGGCUCUUCUGAGCUGGGUCAACAACUUAAAACUGUCUGAGCGUGAAUUGACUGUCGACGAUUUACAAGAUGGGACAGUUUUACUGAAAGUUGUUUAUAUGCUGAAAAAGGAACCCAACUCCUGUGUCAGUAAUACUAUCGAGGAUCGAUUCCAGCUCAUUGCAGACUUUGUGGAAAGGGAUUGCAGAUUUAAUGCAGCCAAAGGCACUUCAUUAUCUUGGGACAACAUAAAAGAUGGGAUACAUCUCACAGUAGAAAUUGCGAAGGUGCUUUUGUUGCUUGUGUACCACGAUUUAAUGAAUGACCCCUGCACUCUGAACAUGAUUGAAUCUAAUUCGGAGCAAGAGAUAGCAAACUUAACUGGUUCCUAUGUAAUGGAGAGUGACGGCUGCGUUUAUCUGAACAAAGGACUUGAUGCCUAUUUAGCAAGAAGAUAUAUGUCUUUUUCCCGUGAAAUAUUUGAGCGAUCAGCAACCGUCUCUACUUCCAAUGUGUCGACUAUGUCCUCGUUGUCCGAUGACGACUCCCCUGUCUUCCACCGCAGACAGAAAAUCUCAUUUAUGGACUUGCAAACUGUGGCUUCUUCUUCAACCAGCAACUCUCCUCUGCAGGAUAUCAUGAACACGCCUACAUUUCUGCUGAGGAAGAUGCAACGACAGAUGAUCAAGGAGAGAGACUACAAAGAUGGGUUGGAGCGGGAGCUGGCCAGCAGACUUGCACUCAGUGCACAAAGAGAGUCCCAUAUUUGCCAGUUGCAGUACCGCAUGGAAAAGCUGAAGGAAGCAAAUGGUGAUCAUGAAAAUGUUACUGGGGAUCAAAUCAAUGAGCUUCUGACCAAGAACAACACGUUACAAAUGCGUCUUAAUGAGAUAUUAAAGGUAAAUAAAGACCUCAAGGGUAACACCUCACUCAUGGAACACAAAGUUGAUGAGCUGGCGGAAGAAAAUGGUGUACUGUCAUCCCAGGUGAGAACCGUGUGUUCACAGCUUGCCAUCUUUGAGACAAAAGUUGGCAGGCUGACCGAAACACAAGCAUCAUCUCAGGCGGAGUGGACAACUGAAAGAGGCCAACUGCAGUCUGAACUUAACCAAGCUACCGCUCAAAAGGAGCUUCUGACUGAACAAAUUCAAAUUCUGCAGGGAAAGAUUUCCUGUUUGGAGGACGUUAUAAACAUGGCCACUAAGGAAGAAGUAGGAGAAAAUAUGGGACCUAUAAUGGAGAGAGAAAUGUUGGACAAUGAAAUCAUUGGUUUGAAGAGUGAGUUGGAAAGCACAUUUGGCUUCCUACAAAAAGCUGAGGUUGAAAUCCAGUCCAAAACACAGCAGCUUGAAGAAUACCAACAAGAAAUUAAUCAACAUAAAGAUCUCCUGAGGCAACAGGAAUCCCAAACUACAGAAAUUAUUCAAGCCAAAGAUGAAAUUAUAGAACAAUUGCAAAAACAAAUCACUGAGCAGAGAGCAGUCCUGCAGCAUGAGAUCCAAGAUCUCAAGAUUCAACUGGAGCAAGUUGAGCAGCAGAAAACCGAGCAGAUGACCAGACUACAACAGCAUAUAACUGCUUGUGAACAAGAAAUCGAAAAACUAAAGGAAAUUAAGAAAGAGAAGGAAGGCCUUCUUUACCAGACUGAAGAAAAUGUAAAAGAUCUGGACACAAAGUUAUUAGCUGCCAGUUCCCUUUUGGCUGAUAAAGACCAACAACUUAACACUCUCAGAGAAGAAGUUGACAUUCUUACAGAUGAAACCAUGAACAACAAAAAUAAAAUUCAAGCCAAAGAGGAAAAGCUUGCCAAAUUACUUCUUGAGAAGUCUAAUGAGCAACACAUUUUUCAAAAAGAAAUCCAGGCCCUUAACGUCCGAGUGGAAGACCUUAGUUCAUCUCUCAAACAGGCUGAACAGGAAAUUAGACUUAAGCAGGAGCUACUGGCUAAAACCCAAUAUGAAAAUGUACAACAAAGGGAGGUACUCCAACAGCAACUUCAAACCUGUGAAGAAGAGGUUAAACAAUUAAACGAAGAGAUACAAGCAAGAAAUGAGCAGCUUGUUAUUCUUAAGAAUGACAGCUCACAACAUGCUGAAUCGCUGGAGCAAGAAAUCACAGGUAUGAAAGGCCAAAUCGAAAUUCUCAAAGACUCUCUAAGAAUGACUGAGGAACAAGUUCAGGCUCAGAAGGUUAUGCUUACAAAGCAGGAGCAGCAAAGUGCUCAUCAGACAGAGGUCCUGCAGCAACAAGUGUCUGCUUCUGAGGAGAGGGUAAGGAGCAUGAAGGAGGAGAUCCAAACUAAAGAGGAACACAUGAACAUAUUGGAAAAUCAAAGUUCCGAGCAGUCAGAACUACUACAUCAAGAGAUCUUAACUUUACAGACACAGAUUGAAAGUCUUUGUUCCUCGCUGAAGGAUGCUGAAGGGAGUUUGCAGUCCAAGGAAAAUGUGUUUGCUGAACAACAAUUAAAGAGCACUCAGGAUAUGGAGGCACUCAACUCACGGUUGGCAGCAUCUCAAGAUCAGAUCAAGACUCUAAAUGCAGAGAUUCAUGCUAAGGAGGAGCAAUUCACACUGCUAAAUAACGAGACAUCCGCACAAUCUCAAUUGCUACAGCAAGAAAUUGAAAUUCUGUCUAAACAAAUAAAUACUUUGAGCAAUUCUCUUGAUAUCGCCAAGGACCAGGCUCAUGUUAAAGAAGAUGUCACUGCCAAACAGCAGCAGCAGAGCUCUUUGCAGAUUGAGGCACUUGGAAAGCAAAGAGCCGUUCUUGAGGAGGAGGUCAAUUGGCUUAGGGAGGAGACAAAAACUAAAGAAAGCAAGUUGGAACUGUUAAAGGUUGAGAACGGCAAGGAGUCAGAAAUGCUGCAGAACGAAAUCCAAACUCUUAAGGUCCAAGUCCAAAGGUUGAACGAAUCCCUAAAGACUACAGUAGAGCAGGCUCAGGCUAAAGAAAACCUUCUGACUCUGAAAGAAAUGGAGAUUUCUCAGGAAAAUGAUACAUUUCAAGACAUGAUGACAAACUCUGCAAAGGAGAUACAAGGUCUUUGGGAGCAGAUCCAGGCUAAAGAGGAACAUAUGGUCAAGCUAGAGCAAGACGGCUCCAUACAGUCAGACAUGCUACAGCAGGAGAUCAAAUGUCUCAAAACACAACUCUCUGAUAUGGGUGACUCUCUCACAAAAGCUGAAGAAAAGGUUCAGACUCAGCUAGUCAUGCUCACCAAGCAGGAGCAGGAGAGCGCUGAUCAGAAGGAGCUUCUGCAGCAUCAACUAUCGGCUUCUGAGGAAGAGUUGAGGAAGAUGAAGGAGGAGAUCCAAGCAACCGAGGAACAGAUGAUACUUCUUAAUGCUGAUAACUUGGAGCAAACAGACUUGCGACAUCAAGAAAUCCAAGAUCUAAAGGAACAUGUUGAGAGUCUUGGUUCCUCGCUGAAGAAUGCAGAGGACAAUUUGCAGUCCAAGGAAAAUCUGUUAGCCGAACAACAACUACAGAACACUCAGAAUAUGGAGGCACUCGAGGCGCAAAUGGUAGCAUCUCGAGAUGAGGUAAAGAUGCUAAAUGCAGAGAUUCGUGCUAAAGAGGAGCAAUUCAUUCUUCUAAGUACAGAGACAUCUAAACAAUCUCAAUUGCUACAGCAAGACAUUGAAAGUCUAAACAAACAAAUAAAUACGAUGAGCAAUUCUCUUGAGAACGCCAAGGACCAGGUUCAAUCCAAAGAUGAGUUGUUGGCUGAGCAGAAGCAGCAGAGCACUUUGCAGAUUGAGACACUUGGAAAGACCAGAGCAGUUCUUGAGGAGGAGGUUAAUCAGCUGAGAGAGCAGAUUCAAAUUAAGGAAGGCCAGGUAGACCUGUUAAUGGUUGAAAACGGCAAGGAGUCAGAGGUGCUGCAGAGCGAGAUCAAAUGUCUUGGGGACCAAGUCCAAAGUUUGAAUGAAUCCCUGAGGACUACAGUUGAGCAGGUUCAGGCUAAAGAAAACCUUCUGACUCAGAAGGAAAUUGAGAUUUCUCAGGAGAGAGAUAACAUCCAAAAAUGGAAUACGACAUCUGAAGAGGAGUUACAAGUACUGAAGGAUCAGAUCAAGGCAAAAGGGGAACAGCUGGUCACACUGGAAAAUGAGGGAUCCAUACAGUCGGACAUGCUACAGCAGGAGAUCAAAGAUUUAAAAACACAACUUACUGAUAUGGGUGACUCUCUCACAGAAGCUCAGGAGAAGGUUCAGACUCAGCUAGUCAUGCUCACCAAGCAGGAGCAGGAGAGCGCUGAUCAGAAGGAGCUUCUGCAGCAUCAACUAUCGGCUUCUGAGGAAGAGGUGAGGAAGAUGAAGGAGGAGAUCCAAGCAACCGAGGAACAGAUGAUACUUCUUAAUGCUGAUAACUUGGAGCAAACAGACUUGCGACAUCAAGAAAUCCAAGAUCUAAAGAAACAUGUUGAGAGUCUUGGUUCCUCGCUGAAGAAUGCAGAGGACAAUUUGCAGUCCAAGGAAAAUCUGUUAGCCGAACAACAACUACAGAACACUCAGAAUAUGGAGGCACUCGAGGCGCAAAUGGUAGCAUCUCGAGAUGAGGUAAAGACGCUAAAUACAGAGAUUCGUGCUAAAGAGGAGCAAUUCAUUCUUCUAAGUACAGAGACAUCUAAACAAUCUCAAUUGCUACAGCAAGACAUUGAAAGUCUAAACAAACAAAUAAAUACGAUGAGCAAUUCUCUUGAGAACGCCAAGGACCAGGUUCAAUCCAAAGAUGAGUUGUUGGCUGAGCAGAAGCAGCAGAGCACUUUGCAGAUUGAGACACUUGGAAAGACCAGAGCAGUUCUUGAGGAGGAGGUUAAUCAGCUGAGAGAGCAGAUUCAAAUUAAGGAAGGCCAGGUAGACCUGUUAAAGGUUGAAAACGGCAAGGAGUCAGAGGUGCUGCAGAGCGAGAUCAAAUGUCUUGGGGACCAAGUCCAAAGUUUGAAUGAAUCCCUGAGGACUACAGUUGAGCAGGUUCAGGCUAAAGAAAACCUUCUGACUCAGAAGGAAAUUGAGAUUUCUCAGGAGAGAGAUAACAUCCAAAAAUGGAAUACGACAUCUGAAGAGGAGUUACAAGUACUGAAGGAUCAGAUCAAGGCAAAAGGGGAACAGCUGGUCACACUGGAAAAUGAGGGAUCCAUACAGUCGGACAUGCUACAGCAGGAGAUCAAAGAUUUAAAAACACAACUUACUGAUAUGGGUGACUCUCUCACAGAAGCUCAGGAGAAGGUUCAGACUCAGCUAGUCAUGCUCACCAAGCAGGAGCAGGAGAGCGCUGAUCAGAAGGAGCUUCUGCAGCAUCAACUAUCGGCUUCUGAGGAAGAGGUGACGAAGAUGAAGGAGGAGAUCCAAGCAACCGAGGAACAGAUGAUACUUCUUAAUGCUGAUAACUUGGAGCAAACAGACUUGCGACAUCAAGAAAUCCAAGAUCUAAAGAAACAUGUUGAGAGUCUUGGUUCCUCGCUGAAGAAUGCAGAGGACAAUUUGCAGUCCAGGGAAAAUCUGUUAGCCGAACAACAACUACAGAACACUCAGAAUAUGGAGGCACUCGAGGCGCAAAUGGUAGCAUCUCGAGAUGAGGUAAAUACGCUAAAUACAGAGAUUCGUGCUAAAGAGGAGCAAUUCAUUCUUCUAAGUACAGAGACAUCUAAACAAUCUCAAUUGCUACAGCAAGACAUUGAAAGUCUAAACAAACAAAUAAAUACGAUGAGCAAUUCUCUUGAGAACGCCAAAGACCAGGUUCAAUCCAAAGAUGAGUUGUUGGCUGAGCAGAAGCAGCAGAGCACUUUGCAGAUUGAGACACUUGGAAAGACCAGAGCAGUUCUUGAGGAGGAGGUUAAUCAGCUGAGAGAGCAGAUUCAAAUUAAGGAAGGCCAGGUAGACCUGUUAAAGGUUGAAAACGGCAAGGAGUCAGAGGUGCUGCAGAGCGAGAUCAAAUGUCUUAGGGACCAAGUCCAAAGUUUGAAUGAAUCCCUGAGGACUACAGUUGAGCAGGUUCAGGCUAAAGAAAACCUUCUGACUCAGAAGGAAAUUGAGAUUUCUCAGGAGAGAGAUAACAUCCAAAAAUUGAAUACGACAUCUGAAGAGGAGUUACAAGUACUGAAGGAUCAGAUCAAGGCAAAAGGGGAACAGCUGGUCACACUGGAAAAUGAGGGAUCCAUACAGUCGGACAUGCUACAGCAGGAGAUCAAAGAUUUAAAAACACAACUUACUGAUAUGGGUGACUCUCUCACAGAAGCUCAGGAGAAGGUUCAGACUCAGCUAGUCAUGCUCACCAAGCAGGAGCAGGAGAGCGCUGAUCAGAAGGAGCUUCUGCAGCAUCAACUAUCGGCUUCUGAGGAAGAGGUGACGAAGAUGAAGGAGGAGAUCCAAGCAACCGAGGAACAGAUGAUAUUUCUAAAAAGUGACGGCUCAGCGCAGUCCGAUUCGCUACAUCAAGAGAUCACAAUCCUAAAAAUGCAAGUUGAGACUCUUGGCUCCUCGCUGAGGAAGGCUGGGGAAGAUGUGCAAUCAAAGGAAGAUCUGUUGGCUCAAAAAAAGCAAGAAAAUAUUCAACAGGGGGAGACUCUCCAAAGCCUACAGGAGAAAGUCAAACAAGUGGAGAUUCUACAAGAACAGAUUUCCUCCCGCGAAGAUGAGAUUCAAAAAUUUAAAGAAUCUCAGAGUGAGAAAGAGAGCCAUAUCCUCAAGGCUGAGGAGAAGCUUCAGAUCCUCCAGACAGAGUUGUCUGCAUUCAACCAACUCUUGACGGACAAAGACCAACAUCUGAACAGUCUUAGAGAGGAGGUCACUGCCCAAGCUCAUUUGAUUCAAACAACAAAAGAGGAAGCUGAAGCCAAAGAGAAAAUGCUGGCCGAUAUAAAGGAGGAGUGUUCCAACCAGACAGAUGACCUUCAACAUGAGAUACAGGUUCUGAAAGAGAAAGUUGAAACCACAUCUCAGAGUCUUCUUGAUAAAGAGCAGAUGUUACUUGAAGCUCAGCAGGAGUCUUCUGAGCAGAUGGGGCUCCUUCAGCAGCAGCUGGCGUCAGUAAAUGCAGAGCUGGACCAAUGCAAAGACACACAAGCUGUAGAAAUCUGCGUGAAAGAGGCUGAACAGGCUGCCACUUUCAGAGAGAAGGAGACUCUGGUUCAGGAAAAAGAAGUACUCAUGGCCAGGAUACUGCAGACGGAAAACAAUCAGAAGGCUCUGGAGAAACAACAUGAAGCUGUGGUGUUUGAGAAGGAUAGACUCGCUCAAGCCAAGCAGGCCAUGGAGAGAGACAACAAGGCCUCUCAUAAACUGGAGUCUUUGCUACAGCAUGAGAUGGAGAUAUUGAAAAAGGAGAUACUCUUGAAAGAGAAGGAAAAAGCAGACGAAAUCCAAACACUAAAGAAAGGCCUACAAGAACAGCUGUCGGCUAAAUCUGAGGCUGCAGAACACUACAAAGCACAGAUGGAGAAGGCCAUGAGCCAUUACAAUGGCAAAAAGCAGCUUCUCCAGGAAAGCCAAGAGGAGGCGAUUGAACUCAAGCAAUCCUUGGAGGUGAAAGAGUGUGAAAUAAAUGCUUCUACCAUGGAAAGCAAGCUGCUUCAACUUGAUUUGGAUAAGGCCCAAACCAACGAGAAAGCACUUUUGAACAGGGUGGCCAGUUUAGAGGCACAGCUGGCGUUUGCUGACCGUAACCUGCGUGCACAGAACAAGUUUCAUGGUAAUGAAGGAAGCUCGCAGAUGUCCCUUUACAUGGAGGUUGCCGAUGCACACUCGAGUGUAAACACUAAAGCAAAGGAGAAGAAAGCCAUAAGCUCUGACAGCCUGGACCACAGCUCCCUGGAAGACUCUCUAAACAAUACAAGAAAACUUUUAGUGCCUGAUGAAUCAAGCACACCGCUCGUUCGCAGUUCAGAGCGCUUGGCAGCCAAACACAGAGGUCUACAGGCGGAGUCUCUGGAGACCCUGUACUUUACACCUAUAAACAGCAGACAGAUCAACAGGAUCAAUGCAGAGCACACACACGAGGUGGAUUCAACAAGGAAAAAUCCAACUUCCUCUGUGAAGCGACGAAGGACCACACAGGUUAUUAACAUCACCCUGACCAAGAAAACCCCAGGCGGCGGUGAGCAUGAUGACACUUUCUACAGUCUGGCUUCGGCUCGCUCCCAUCCAAACCUCUCCAGUGCCCACUCUGAACCCCCCGUAUGUAUGGAGCUGUUCGACACACCUGCCAGAUUGACCGGCGCUGCCAGCGACCAGCUCAUCGGUCUUCCAGGCUACAGGCGGAGCACCAUGCAUUCACAGCCUGCCAGUACAUUCUGUGCGGGGGCGGAGAACGAGCCUGACGGUGGACCUGAUGAUUGGAUGAGGAUUGCCGAGCUCCAGGCCAGGAACAUGGCCGUCCUUCCUCAUCUGAAGAGCAGCUACCCCGUGGAGUCUGACCCAUGCCGUGGCGCGACAUUCCUCUUCACAGACGAAGAGCUCCGUACGGGCGACCCGUCUGACACCAUCCGCCGGGUGUCCACCAUGCCGGGCCAGCUGAAAGAUUCUCUCGCCUCCCAUCGGCACUCUCUCAUGGUGGGACACUCGGCUGCCGCUGCCAAUACUCGUUCUCACCGUCUGUCCUUGAUGCCCGAGCUGCCAUCAAAAACCGUCAGCUCCUCUCAGCUGAGAAGCCCGAAAGGCACCAAGCGUUCUUCAUCUACGCUGUCCGUACACCAAACUUCGCCCGAGAAAAAGGUGAGGGCCAGCUGUUUCCCCCGACCACUCACUCCCAAAGCCAAGAACGUGAUGAGUGAGCCUUUCAACUCUCGGAUUCGAACCGCCCUCAGUCCAGUUGAUCGGAGGCAGUCAACGAUGUUCAGUAUUGACAACACCCCUCAAAAAAACAACUUUCUUACGAAAAACAUAAAGAAACUACGCAGCUCCACUCGGAAAUCCCCAGGAAAAACUUCAAAGAAGUCGCCUGCUCAGAAGUCUGUGCGUAAAUGCCAGGAAAAUAACCCUGCGGCAGAUUCCCGUGCUGGAGUGGCACGGACAGGACAAACUGGCAGCUCUAAAUCCCCUCAGGUUGCCACUAAAGGACAGAAAGCCACCAGCAGGUCUGCAAAGUCUCCUGGUCUAGCUAGUGCUCGCAAGAUGAUGAGCAGGAUGAAGGUUUGAGGACUGGUUCCCAGUGAUGAUCGUCUACGGUUCUUCUUAAAUCAUAUAUUUUUUUUCCUGCAAUCUGCAAUUCCUGCAAUAUAAUGUUGUCCUUCAGCAAUUUUUUUUAAUCUUUUCUUAAAUUUCUUUUAAUUUAAUCUGUAUUAUAUUUACAUGUUUUUCAAUAAAAGUUAUAAAUGACACUA
This is a messenger RNA of Gymnodraco acuticeps, 9478 nucleotides long. RefSeq names its product nuclear mitotic apparatus protein 1 (gene numa1). Bases 153 to 9293 code for a protein of 3046 amino acids. NCBI's taxonomy places the organism in Eukaryota, Metazoa, Chordata, Actinopteri, Perciformes, Bathydraconidae. The transcript has 25 exons. Gene Ontology annotation, molecular function: microtubule binding. The record is from RefSeq and is a predicted model, not a curated record. Gene Ontology annotation, biological process: establishment of mitotic spindle orientation. Gene Ontology annotation, cellular component: centrosome; spindle microtubule; spindle pole.